GGGGCCGUAUCCACAAAGAUCCUUAGGCAUUUUCUUAGUUAUUUACUUAAGUUCGAAAAAUCACCUAAGGCAAGAUUUUCCCUUAAAUAUUCUUCUUAAAAAUUCCUUAGGAAAAAGAUUAGGUAAGUUUUUGUCUCGUGCAUUUUUUUCCCUCAGUGAAACAUAAUUCGCCUAAGGAGUGACUUAAGUUUGUUGUCAGGGACAUCCCCGGGUUCCCUGUCAUAAAAAUAGCAUCACGAUGACGUCGUCAUUAUAACAUACCACGAGAUUUCUCGGCACACAAAAAUGGCGGUUGUCUCUGUCUAAAGAGAAUCGGUUGAAUUUUAUUACGUGUUUUAAUUUCCGAAGCGUGCCACAAGGAGUUUUUAUGGAAAACAUAAAGGGAGUGACUUUUAUUACAUGCAUACAAUGCUUGUGAAUUUAAGCAGCAUUAAAUGCCAUGUUUUAUUUGUGAUUCCCACUGUCGGCGUUUGGGUUUUUUGUGGAUCUUAAAAUAGCACUGAAGCGAUACCGGAUGUUUAUAGCAGACGGCGUUUUGUCAAAACUGUCAAAAUGGAAGAAAAAAGAAAACGCAAUCCCAACUUUUCGCUGCAAGAUUCCUUGCUUCUUACCCAAAUAAUGGGAGAGACGCAUUCCCGACUUCCAUGAUAUGGACAUGUCUUUCCACAAGGUUGAUAAGGCUAGAUUCAGCAAUCGAAUCAGCAAAGCAACAAAGAAUGCACUGUGGGUGGCAGUUACUGAAAAUUUCAAUGCCAGAGCCCAGUUUAGAAGGGAGCAAUCCAUUUUGGAGAAAAAAUGGGAAAAUCUACAAAGGGAUCACAGAAAUCUGUACAUGGAUUUCCAAAGAGAAAUUUCAUUGACAGGGCGAGGUCCAAUUGGCAGAACAUUGUCUGUCCUCACAGAGGCAGUAAUUGAUGUUAUUGGAAAGCAGAGUGCGGCAGUUGUUGGGGCAGCAGGAGCAGCAUAUGACUCAACAUUGGCCUCACUUAUGCUUCCUCAACAGUUUGACCUAUGUGACAGUGAAGAAAGAUCAUCAGUAUCGGAUGGUCCAAUCUUCAAUGUAAUGGAUCUUGUUCCAGUAAAACCUUCCCAAAGAGUCCAAUCAUGUUCAACAACAACCAGUACAUUGCCAAGCCCAAAUCAAGCGCACUGUUGCUGUUGUAGUGACUCUGAAAUGAGAGCCUUAAAGAAGAGAAAACUAGAGUUGCAGAUAAAGUUUUAUGAGAGACAACUUAAAUUGUAAAAUGACCUAUUAGUUAGUGUUUCUUUGUUAGUUUUUCAAUAAUCUUUUUUGCAACAGUUUUUAUAUCAUAUCAGCUAUGUCCCCCGGCCCCCAAACCAAUAACAUCAGCGAUGGCCUCCGACCCCCAAACUGAUAUUAUCAGCUAUGUUUUCUGGCUCCAAAACCUAUAACAUCAGCUAUGUUCCCUUGCCCUGAAACCUAUAAUAUCAGCUAUGUUCCCCAGCCACCAAUCCUAUAUUAAUCAGCUAUGUCUCAUUCAGCACACAUUUUAUAUACUUGUUUUGUCUUUAUCAGAUGUAAAUGAACACACAUUUUUAAGACUUGUUUUGUGUUUAUCAGAUGUAAAUGAACACACAUUUUUAAGACUUGUUUUGUCUUUAUUAGAUGUAAAUGAACACACAUUUUUAAGACUUGUUUUGUCUUUAUCAGAUGUAAAUGAACACACAUUUUUAAGACUUGUUUUGUCUUUAUCAGAUGUAAAUGAACACACAUUUUUAAGACUUGUUUUGUCUUUAUCAGAUGUAAAUGAACACACAUUUUUAAGACUUGUUUUGUCUUUAUUAGAUGUAAAUGAACACACAUUUUUAAGACUUGUUUUGUCUAUAUCCCCCGUAAUUUACAAUCUAAAAUACUGUUCGCAUAUAAUAUCACGGAAGCGAAGUCCAUCUUCUGGACCAACAUGAAUCCCGUCAUUGCGCACAGGAUCUUCCGGCAGAUCAUCAACAUCUGGCACACCAUGCAGCUUGCAGAUGUUGUGCAAAACUGCACAUGCAAUGAUCACCCUGUCAAUACACAUUGUUUGUUGUUUUGCAAUAUAUAC
Molecule: messenger RNA, 2063 nt
Organism: Dreissena polymorpha
Lineage: Eukaryota; Metazoa; Mollusca; Bivalvia; Myida; Dreissenidae
Exons: 7
Coding region: 650-1243 (197 amino acids)
Source: RefSeq, a predicted model, not a curated record